Messenger RNA from Cooperia oncophora, 219 nucleotides. NCBI's taxonomy places the organism in Eukaryota, Metazoa, Nematoda, Chromadorea, Rhabditida, Trichostrongylidae. The record is from the annotation of a GenBank genome assembly.
AUGGAUAGCAGCAGUAGGUCAGCAUUCCAAGAGCUUGUCAAGGCCUAUGGGGAUCAAGCUCGGUCUUUGUUGGAAGGAGGAGUGGACGUGCUACUUGUCGAAACCGUUUUUGACACCGCUAACGCCAAGGCUGCACUGUUUGCUAUUCGCGGGCUAUUCGAGGACGAAGGUCUGAUGAAGUAUCCGAAGUACCAGUGUUUCUUUCCGGCACAAUUGUAG